Molecule: messenger RNA, 978 nt
Organism: Dromiciops gliroides (monito del monte)
Lineage: Eukaryota; Metazoa; Chordata; Mammalia; Microbiotheria; Microbiotheriidae
Product: zinc finger protein 2 homolog
Exons: 1
Coding region: 1-978 (325 amino acids)
Biological process (GO): negative regulation of transcription by RNA polymerase II; regulation of cytokine production; regulation of immune system process
Source: RefSeq, a predicted model, not a curated record
AUGGCUACAAAAGUGAACAUUUUUCUGGAAGCAUUUGGCCAAUAUAGAUUUGGGAGUGAUAGUGCCUGUGACAUCACAAGAGAAAUCAGGCCUCAGAACAUUCACAUUGGAAAAAAGUUUUAUAAAUUUAAUCACUGUGGAAAGACUUUCAGAGAGCAUUCUAGUUUUGCUGCACAUCAGAGAAUCCACACUGGAGAGAAGCCUUAUGAAUGUAAUCAGUGUGGAAAGACUUUCACACAAAACUCCAGUCUUGCUGCACAUCAGAGAAUCCACACUGGAGAGAAGCCUUAUAAAUGUAAUCAGUGUGGAAAGACUUUCACACACAAUUCCAGUCUUGCUGCACAUCAGAGAAUCCACACUGGAGAGAAGCCGUAUGAAUGUAAUCAGUGUGGAAAGACUUUCACACAAAACUCCAGUUUUGCUGCACAUCAGAAAAUCCACACUGGAGAAAAACCUUAUGGAUGUAAUCAGUGUGGAAAGACUUUCACAAAGAGCAGCAAUCUUGCUGCACAUCAGAGAAUCCACACUGGAGAGAAACCUUAUGAAUGUAAUCAAUGUGGAAAAACUUUCACACAAAACUCCAGUCUUGCUGCACAUCAGAGAAUCAAUACUGUAGAGAAACCUUAUGAAUGUAAACAGUGUGGAAAGGAUUUUACAAGCAGCUCCUAUCUUGCUAAGCAUGAGAAAAUGCACACUGGAGAGAAACCUUAUGAAUGUAAACAGUGUGGAAAGACUUUCACACCAAGCUCCAGUCUUGCUGCACAUCAGAGAAUCCACACUGGAGAGAAGCAUUAUGGAUGUAAACAGUGUGGAAAGGCUUUCACAUGCCCCCAGGACACCAGGACACUGAUCAGCUCUCAGACCCUGGUGCUGACUGGGUCAGUGAAGGACCAGACCAAGGAAGCUCAGGGGUUUUAUUCUCACUUCUGUACAAGCCUUGGCCACUGUGUAUGUGGGGGCCAUGAUUAUAGUCAUUAG